CACAUCACAGGCUUCCCUCACUUGUUCCCUUCCUGAAUCACAGUUAUGGAGUAGAUCUUCAUGUCUUCUGGGUUUGACCCACCUGUGUGACUUGCCUUUGUAUUAACAGCUGAUGUUCCCCUGUGGUGGCUUGAGCAGAUGACAGAUCCUUCCCAGCCAGCAGCCCAGGACUCUGCAUGUCCCUGUAUCUAGUCAGUCUUGUUCAGAGAAGUACUCGGUAAUCUAUGGGACAUGUCCAUUCGCAAGAGACCUGGAUCUUGGCAGGAAGAAGUAGCUAGGGGCUUCUCCAGGUUCUUUUCUAGGACAUCUUCACAGGAGAAAGAGGAUGACAAGAAGACAGCUAUCAGUAAGGAUUCUGGAGAUGAGCAGGAGAAAAGUGAGAGAGGCUUAUCGAGACUUUUCUCCAGGGCUUCAUCCCAGGACAAGAAGGAGGGCGAUGAGAAGCCUAAUUCUGGUAGAGAACCUUCAGAGGAGCCAGGUAAAAGCCAGGGUGUAUCCGGACUCUUUUCCAGAAGAUUAUCCCAGGACAAUAAGGGCGACACUGACCAGACCCCAAAAGAUGAACCAGAGAAAAAUAAAGUGUUUUCUAGGCUGUUCACCAGAGCAUCCUCUCAGGAGAAAGAGGAGGAGAGUGAGGAUACUAAAAUAAAAGGUGUAUCCCCAGAAGCUAGCAGCCAAGAAGAUGAAAGCACUCAUCUGACGACAGAUAACAGUGAAAAUGCGUCUUCUUGGGAACAGAUUAACGGAGACCAAAAUUCUGUACCAUAUGUACAGGAUACAACAGGAACCGAAGGGGGAAAUGAUUCCGAUGAGCCUGGCUUCUCUGAGGAAAUAAAAGUACAGGAUCCAGAGAAACAAUCAAGAGAGAACUUUCUCCAUUUUAUUGGAAACCUGUUCAGUUUCAAGUCCUCACCAGCUCAUCCAAAACAGGUUCCUAUUAACCAGGACCUUAGUAAGGAAAACGAAGAUGCACAAGAUAAAAAUAACUUUGAUGGGGAAACAUUAAAUGAGGAACAGACGGUAGAUGUAUAUAGUGGUGUAACACAAGAAACAGAAGAUAUCACAACAAGCACAGACCUGAACAUGGGGAAUAGUUACAUAGAAACUCCUUCAAGUAGUACAGACAUUCCAUCCAGUAUAACAGAAAGCGUUUCUAGAAGCUCAGAAACCCCAUCCAGUAUAACAGAAAGUUCUGCUAGAAGCACAGAAACCUCAUCCAAUACCACAGAGUCCUCUUUUGGAAGCACAGAAACUCAUAUUGGUAACACAGAAACCCCUUCUGAAGUUGCAGAGAGACAAUAUGAACAGUCACCUCCCAAAAAAUCCAAGAAACAAUCUUCAAAUACUCUAGAUGCCCCAGCUAUUACAUACGGCACCUACCGUGGAUCCAGAAGAAUUAGAAAACUCCUCAAAAGAAGGGCAGAGGUCAAUUCUCCAAUACUUGAGAAAGAAGAGAACAGUGAAAGAGAAACCCCAGAUAUCGGAAAAACAGAUUCCACAGUUCUGCCGCAGUCAGAUAUUUUAGAGAAAAUUUCAGGCUUGUCUAAAAAUGUUGAUCAAGAAAAUUGGCCAACAUCUCAAACGAUGCUUGUUGAAGUCCAACUACACACAAAUGAAAAUGGGAAUUCAUUUCAUACAGAUAAUCUGCCACCAGACACAGAGAACUCUGACAUUACAGAAUAUGUGCAAUCAAAUGCUCAAGUCGAUGACUUGACCAUCAAAGACAGUCUAAUACCAAAUGAAACAGAUGACUCAAAGAUUUUAGAGGAUGAGCUAAUAUCUGUCACCACUAAGACUGGACAAAAUCUUCAACUGAGGCCAGAGGAAAAAUCCACAUCUACAGACGGUGUAGAAUCCGAUACAAACAGUGCCAUAAAAUCUACUGAAGGCUGGGAUCCUCAUGCAGGUGAGGACUCAAAGAAUACUGAUUAUCUUGAAACAUACAGAGAGCAGAAUGUAAUUGGUUUAGAUGAUCAUCGGCUUACUGUAGGUCAAAUUGCAAAGAGUGAGGAGAAUCUUCACCUACUUGCCAUUGAGAACUCAAAAAUAAUGAAGGAUUUUGAACCAAAAGACGAAAAUAUUUCAACUGAUUUGCAGUCAGAUGUAGAGAUGAUCUCAGACAAUGAAGAACAUCCUCCAAAUCAAAACUCAAGGCUUUUGGAGAAAGUGAAUACAUGGGCAACUGAGAAUGAAAUAUAUAUUAUGGAUCUGCAACAGUCAUCAGAAACUGGAGAUCUGCAGAAAUGUGUAGAGGAUGAUGCAGUGAGUUCAGGUGAUGAACAGUCAAAUAUUGAAUCUAGUAUUCAGUCUACUAUGGAUUUUGAAGGAAGUACAAAACUUACAGGAGAUUUGUCAACGCAUGCAGUGGAAAUUUCAAAGAUUGCAGCGGAUCAGAGAACCGAGAAUGCAAAGCCUGGUGUGGAUUUCCAACGACAUACAAAACCAACACCUACAUGGGAUAUUCAAAGGCAUUUAGAGGAAAGUGCAAAAGAUUUAGAGGAUCACGAAGCAAAUGAAGAACAAAGUUUAAAAUCAGCUCAGGACCGGCAGUUGUAUGCAAAGGAUAAAAGUUUCAAGCAGCAAAUUAUUAUAGGAGUAUAUUCUCAUUCUUGUACAACUGAGAUUUCAACAUCUGAAAGAAAUUGCCCGCCAAAUGUAGGAGAGAAUACAGAGUAUGCAGGAAAUAUUCAACUGUUUCCUGAGGAAAUUGCAGAAGAUCAACAUCCAGGUGCAGAUAAUGUAUCAAUUAGAGCAGGGGAAGUCUCAACAACAUGUGAUGUGCAACCAUAUGUAAAUAAAAUCUCACAGGACACAGAAGAUUUGCAACCAUAUGUGAAGGAGAUGCUAAAUACUGAUAUGUUGGAGCACCCACUUAUUCAUGUGAAUUUCAGUACGAAAGAUAAUUUACAAAGAAAUUUUGAGGAAAUCUCAACCUCUUUAGAUGACUCAUACCCAUACAAGGAGUCCACAGAGAACAAUGUGCAAGACGUGCUACUUGAUGCAGAGACUGGACACUUGCCUACAGUUCUAACAAAUGAACAUACUGCGUUAAUUAAUAGUUCGUUCACUUGUCAGUCUGCUAGUGAACAGUUUGAUGAAAAAGAAGAUGGUGGUUUUCUACAAACACUUGUUCAGCUUCAGCCAGAAGAGGACUCCAAUAUGUACAAUACAUACUCAGGUGAAGAUUAUGCCAAAUGCAUUGACACCAAAUACAAUGAACUGGAGUUCACUUCAGGCACAGAAGCCGAUAAAUCUGCAAUAAUUGGGACAAUCCCUCAGAAUCUUGAUCGGUCUGUAUUACACAACAAUAAUUAUGACUCUGUUUCAAUUGUCAGUUCAACACCGGAGAAUAUGCAGAACAAUCAAAUCUAUGCUAUGCCAUCUUCAUUCCAAGAAGAUACAAAUGAAUCUGACCACAAGUUUACAAAUGCAAGUGGUAGCUCUCUACCUCAUUUGGAUAGUAUCAGUGACAUUUGUUCUUCUCCAGUAUCUAUGGGCGUGACUACUGAUGUUGAAACAGUAGGUAAUAAUGAUUUCAACAAUAUUUGUUCAUCAUCCAGUUUAUCAAAAUAUUACAGUCCCACAAAAGAAACGCUAGCCCUCUCAUUUGAUAAUUCUGUAGAUAUCCCAUCCUCUCUUCCUACCACAAGCUCAGAGUCUCCAUUAUCUCCAGCUGCAUGUGUUGGUUUGAGGGAUGAUAGCCCUUUGCCAUACGAAGAUGGCAUUGAUUCAGGAAUAGUUUCAUCUCAAGCUUAUACACCAGAAGAAAAUAUAAUGGCAAUUUCUCCUGACAUGUACAGCAGUAUAAAAUGUGAUACUCCUGAAAUUUCAAUUAAACAAGAAAAAAGUACACUUGAUUCUCUAGAGCUAGACAAAGAAAAGCCCGUAGAUUGUCUUUUUACUCCAUCUGGUUUGGAUAACACAAAACAACUGAACAUUUUACCAACACUGAGACAAGAAACUCUUCCAGAUAUGGAAGAAAGAUCUGAAUUUAGUGACAGUUCAUUCACAGAUGUGACUUCAGCAGUCAAAUAUCCAGAGUAUGAUAAAGCAGUGGCCAUACCUUCUUUUCCCUUUUACAGUGGAGAUGAUUCUAAACCCAACUUUAAUAAAGAAGGCAUAUAUGUUGCAAAGGUCCUUGUCAAGUCUGUAGAUGUUGAAGAAGUGAAAGUCUCUCCCUAUAGUUUAACAUCGGAGGUUAUUACAGUGAGUAAACUUGAAAGUCCCAAGUUUGAACCAGAAUAUAUUUGUUUACCAAAUACAUCCCCUCCACCUGAAGCUUCAACACCAAUACAUGAUUUUCAGGCCCCUGUACAUUAUCAAGCAAUGGAAUAUAAUACUAUUGUUAAGAAUAUUUUCUCUGAAAAGGAAGAAAUACAAAAUUAUCCAACCAUGAAUUUUCAAAAUGGACCUAUCCCUGAGAAAAUGGAACAAGGGAUGCAGGUGCAAAAAUCAGAUGAUGGUCAAUUGAAUAACAGUCUUGUUACUUUCAAGCUAAAUAAAAUUCAAUCUGAAGAUGAUGAUCAGUUCCAUCAUGAUGUAAUCGACAAGGCAGCUCCUGAUUUGGAAAUUUCAAAUUCAGCAAGUAAAAGGAAAGACAUUCCUUUGGAUAUUGGUAAAAUGUUGCCAAAUGUAUAUAAAAGCGAUAUAUCGGAUCCAAAUGCACUUUAUGAAUUCCCAAUAAUGUCAGAUAAAUCAUCAGAUGAAAGGAGAGAGAACCUAAAAAACAAUAAUUUUGUUCCUCCAGUGAAGUCAGUACAGGACAAUUGUGUGAGUCUGCCAGCCAGGAAACAUAAACCAUUAAAUGAAAAAGCUGAUGACAUCUCGAUACCUAGUGUUUCUCAGGAGGAAAGUGAAAACCUUGAUUUGUAUAGAAACUUCCCAGAUUUUGAGCCAAAUCUUAAAGUGAUUCACGCAGAGCCGAGGAAUUCCGAUGAUGCAUUGCAUACUUCCUCAUUACAAGAUGGAAGCUCUCCAAUUUCACCAGCACAUUCUCCAAAAGACAUAGCUGUUGUCUUUCCAAAACCAUAUAUUUUAAAACCAUCCAACAAUAUCGAAGAAACAAAUGAGAAAAUUUUCACUUCGAUCUAUACAGAUACAAAAGAGUCCCCACUAGCAAAUAAUGUAAAUAUAUGCCAGACUAAUAAUAAUCAGAACAUAAUCACACCCAAUGCUGUAGGCUUGAAUUACUCUGAAAGCAAAGACCCAUAUGGAUCAAUUGCUGCAGAAAUAGUAAAUGAUGUUAUGGUCUCAGUUGCGCAAUUCUUGGUUCCUAAUAAGCAGCAGAGUGAACUGAAUCUCAGUGAUGACAAAAUUCCAUAUAGCAGUCUAAACAAUACCAAUGCGGAUAUUUUAGAUCGUAAAUAUGAUGGAAUCUCACAAUCACCAAACUCAAUCAGGCAAUUAUCAUCGUUAGAACUGCACAAUGCAAACAACAUUCCGUCUGGUGAAAUAAAUGCUAAUAUUUUGUUACCAAUGGAUAUGCCACAGAAUACUUCACUCACUACCCAGAAACGUGACCUGGAAUCCUGUCCUGCCAUUGUUUCAGAUGACCAAGGACACAUAAAUGAAGGUCCUUUAACUGGGAGCCUAAACAACAAUCUGUCCACAGGCAUGAUCCCUAAUGAACAUAUUGACACACAUUGGGAAAGUAAUUUAGAAGAAAAAGACAUCCCACAGGAUUCAGAUGAUGAAAAUAUUAGUUUUAUUGAAAAUGACAUUUACGACAAAUCUAUAGAAUAUUUAUCUGAUUUAUCACAGACCACCAGUCGCGAUAUUGAGCUAAUAGGAGAUGACAGUAGUGAUGUCAGAGAAGAACACAACUUGUCCCCAUCUGAAACAAAAUCUGAUUAUAAUGAUGCUUUUUCUUUGUACAAUGGUUACUAUGUUGAAAUAGGAGAAAGUGAUGAAGAAACAGCUGAUGGAGAAAAUUAUGUAGAUGGCACUUCAGAAGAAGAACAUACAGAUGCACUUCAAUCCACGCAAAUAAGACGAGUUCCGUUUUACCCCUUUUCAUUGUCUCCUAUAUAUGAAGAUGACAGCUCUUCUGAAGAUGUCUUAUCCAAUCACACUUCUCCAAGGCCUGCUCAAGGAAAAGAUGAAAAUACCAAUUCUAAUGACCACACAUCAAUAUUAUCCCUCCUUCAGUCCGUAUCAGAUCGGUUGAAACAAGAAAAUGUUUUGUCACUUGAUAACAAUAAACCAUAUGUCAAUGCAGACUUAAACCAAACUGGAAUGGAAACAACAGAAAAAGCAAUUUCUCCAUCUAGCACAGAUGCCAACAUCUUAAAUGAUAAGCAGGAGAAGCCAACAGACUCCUCUCAGAUAUCCCAAAGGCAUGGGUUGUUUAUUACAAAGUCUAUAAUAGACAACCGUCCUGCUCUUGGCUUAGGACGAAAGUCUUUUCUUUUAAAUAUGAGCUCUGAGACUGCGUCAUAUGGCUCAAAAUCAAAUGGUGAGACCAUUUCAGAAUUAGGUAGCAAGACUUCAGUAUUAGAGGAACCAACUCCCACUGUAGCUGAAUCUGAUUCUAGCGUUGACUCUGCUUCAAAUUCUGCUCCUGUUAAGGCACCAUCCAUGUUACCAAUGGCAACAAAAUCAGACUUUUCUUUUCAGACAUCUGACAUUGAACCAAAGUCGCGGCUAAGUUCUAGAAGUGUCUAUUACCAGUAUUUCAGUGACGCAAACAGCUAUUCUGACAGUACAGAAAACAAAACAAGCCAUCCUCAGAGGAAGAACAGUUCUCAGGAAAACAGUCCACAGAAAGCUGAAAUUCCAGUGAUGAGCCUAAGCAACCCAGACACCAUAAAGCCAAAUCAAAGGCCUGGAAAGGUGGUAAUUUCAGAUAUUAUUGAACAUGAAAGGAGGAUUGAUUUAUACGAAGACAUUCUUGAUGCUACAACCGCCGUCUUUCCAAACGGAGUUAACAUAAGGGUUAUUAGAGGAUGCUGGAUUUUGUAUGAGAAGCCACACUUCCAAGGUCAAGCUCAUGUCCUUGAAGAAGGAGAAGCGGUUUUGCAGUCUCUGUGGGGUUCUCCUGGAGCCAAAUCCAAACCAGAAGAAAUCAUCAUAGGAUCUGUUAAGAGAGUAGCCAAGGAUUACUUUCCAGAAAUUGUAUUAUCCCGACUGUUUGGAACAACUGGUGUUCCCAUUCACUUGCAUACAGAGGUUCCCUUUUUAAAAAAACAGGUGGACAGCAUCCCUCGUUCCUUAGAGGUCAUGUCAGGCGUAUGGCUGGCAUAUACAGAUGCUCAGUUUAAUGGUAAUGUCAGUGUUUUAGAAGAAGGCUCAGUUCUCUCUCCAGUUCAUGAAAGUGGAAUACAAUCACUGAGACCCUUAAAGUUGGGAGGAUUAAAAGUGGAGCAGCCCAGUCAACCAAAGGUAAUUGUUUAUCAGAAGCCCAAUUUUGAAGGCUGGUCAAGAGAACUCACAGAUCAUGUCUACAGCAUCAAAACAAUGAUUUGUGAGGGUGAGGACCAAAAGAUUGGAUCAAUGAGAGUUAUUGGUGGAAUAUGGGUCGGCUAUGAGAAAGAGAGGUAUAAGGGAAUGCAAUAUCUGUUGGAAGAGGGGGAAUAUGAAGACUGGAAUUCCUGGGGUGGAUUUUCAGAUGCCUUGCAGUCCUUACGGUAUCUACAUGCAGACUUUUUGGAGACGUCUGUCACACUGUUUGAAUCGGAAGCAGAAGAUCAAAAAUCAAUAGAUCUUUUCAAUCAGGCUGUUUCUGAUUUGGAAUUGAGUGGAUAUAGCAGAGAAACACAGUGUAUCCAUGUCAAAAAAGGAAUAUGGGUUGCUUACCAGCAGAAAUAUUUUUGUGGUGAGCAGUAUAUUUUGGAAAAAGGCAGAUACAAAAGCUGUGUGGACUGGGGAGGAAACACGAAUACAAUUAUGUCAAUUCGGCCUGUUAUGUUGGAGGCCCUUGGGAAGGAUGAUCCGAAACACUGGAUAAAAGCAUUCAGCUGUGAAAAUUUCCAGGGACAAUGUGAGGACUUCUCAAUGGAGACUUCUGAUUUUACAACAUUUGCACCCAGAUCUUUCAAAGUGCUAAGAGGAUGCUGGCUGCUGUUCUACCAGAUAGACUCAAGGGAAAAUCUGUGCGUGUUGGAGGAAGGACAUUUUCCUGACUUGGCCAUGUGCGACUGUCCGACAGCUGUGAUCCACUAUAUCAAGCCAGUAGAUUAUGUCUUUGCAGAACCAGCUAUUAGUCUGUUUGCGCUGGAUUUGUGUGAGGGAAGAGAGCUGCACUUUGAGGAACCUGUCACAUCGGUACUUAGCAAAGACCUGAACUUUUACACUCAAUCAGUAUGGGUGCGAAGAGGACUUUGGAUUGCAUUUGAAGGGGCAAAUUUCUUAGGAAGACAAAUGCUGCUGGAUGCCGGGCAGAUUUUAAAUUGGACAGAAUUCAGUGGCUGGAAGGCCAUCGGCUCACUUCGUCCUUUGAAACAGACUCCAGUAUAUUUCAGGAUAAGAAAUCGACACAAUGACAAAUACUUGACAGUUACUGGAACACUAACAGAUACAAGAACAACGUUUGCUUGUGCGUCUUCAAGAAAUGGACAAAACACUCAGAUCUGGUAUUUCUGCCGUGGCCUGUUGAAAUCCAAGGCAAAUGAUUCUUGCUUGGAUAUCAUAGGAGGUAAAAACCUCCCUGGGUCCAAAGUAUCUCUUUGGGCGGAGCAUGGAAAAUCCCGGCAGAAAUGGAGUAUCAAUAAAGAUGGAACAAUCACUUCAUACAUCAGUGACGACCUUGUUUUAGAUCUCAAAGGAGGAAAUUAUUACGAUCAAAAUUACAUUGUGGUAAACCGGGCCCAGCAAGACAUCGUCACCCAGAAAUGGGAUAUUGAGAUACUGUGAAGGGAAAAACUAUGACCUCAAUGUUUUAUUGAAAAUAUUUCAAUUUACGCUGUGGGAAAAAAAAGCAAACUACUAAAGUCAUUUCCCACUGGAUUGCGACUGAAUAAACCUGCUUGGCAGAAGCCCAGGAAGAUGGAUUUAAAGUUCCUUGGACAUGCAAUUUCCUACACGUGCAGACCAAAAAUGCAGAACCGUGUCUGCCACCAAUCAGGAAAGUACAGUGCCAGGAAACUGUCAGGAGUAAUCUUCGUUUUAUUGCCAUAAUCCCCUGUGUUCAUCUGCUUCAGUGGGUCUAGCAAUCCGCAGGUCAUGUUUUGGAAAAACUCACUUAGAUGUGCCCGUCCUGAUUCUAGAAUAUAUCGCUCACUGUAUUUACUGACUUAAUGGGAGAGCAACACACAGCAACAAAGACUGACACAAUUUGUAUCGAAAUAUAUAGAUAGAUCGAGAGAGAGAUAACCCUGCCAUUAAUGGUAACAUGUGGAUUUCUUACAUGAACAUAGGUGUCCACUGGAAAAACAUUUAUGGAUUAUAAUCUAAACAUCAUAGACUAACAUCCUUUCAUUUAUAAUAUUUGCUGGUACAUAAAUGAGUGUCAUCUGUUGGUUCAGCAGGAACAAAUGUGUGUCUGUUCUCUGUCUGUCUAUCUACCUACCUGUAUCUAUCUAUCUAUCUAUCUAU
Pelobates fuscus (common spadefoot toad) is the source of this 9531-nucleotide messenger RNA. RefSeq names its product crystallin beta-gamma domain containing 3 (gene CRYBG3). Gene Ontology annotation, biological process: visual perception; lens development in camera-type eye. The coding region runs from base 232 to 8850 and encodes 2872 amino acids. Gene Ontology annotation, molecular function: structural constituent of eye lens. The transcript is spliced from 22 exons. Lineage: Eukaryota; Metazoa; Chordata; Amphibia; Anura; Pelobatidae. The record is from RefSeq and is a predicted model, not a curated record.